AUGCGAACGAGGACCAAACCGAAGAUCUUCCGUCCUCAUUUCGACAGGACUAAUUUGGAGGAGAGACAGCCUCUGAUUGCGGAUCGUGACUAUGGAUUCAUGAGGAGCUCCCACACGAGCACUCCCUUUCCGAAGAAGCAGAACCCCUUGGACGUGGAGUCCUUGCGCGCCCGGCUGGAGGCGCAAGGGGAAAGUCAAAUGAAGAUAGUGCCAUCAAACAGCAUUACGUCGGAUGUUACCGAAGACUUUGAUUUCCCUGAGGAAGAAUCACAGCCCUUUCUAAGCUUCAGUAUGCGCCGCAAAAUCUUUGACACAGGGGAGUACACCAUUUGCAAGGGUCGGAAAAUGAGCGAAACCUUCCAUCAGGGGUACACGUCAUGCCAAAACGAACCUUAUCGCGACGGGAUGGGUUGCCGGCACCGUUUGUCGUCCUAUGCUGUCACAUAUCACAGCUACAAGGAACUCCAGGAUUACUGCGUGAAGCAAAACAUCAAAUUCACUGGUUAA
This is a messenger RNA of Drosophila ananassae, 507 nucleotides long. RefSeq lists its product as uncharacterized. The coding region runs from base 1 to 507 and encodes 168 amino acids. Lineage: Eukaryota; Metazoa; Arthropoda; Insecta; Diptera; Drosophilidae. The record is from RefSeq and is a predicted model, not a curated record. The transcript has a single exon.